Molecule: messenger RNA, 1779 nt
Organism: Linum trigynum
Lineage: Eukaryota; Viridiplantae; Streptophyta; Magnoliopsida; Malpighiales; Linaceae
Source: the annotation of a GenBank genome assembly
AUGGCGGGGAAGAAGAUGGUGGCGCUUCUCUUCGUCGCCGUCUUGGUCGUCUUCGGAGCGGAUCAGGUUAGAUCUGACGCCUCCGAUCACCGAUACAAAGAUGGGGAUCAGGUGCCUCUCUAUGCCAACAAGGUUGGCCCGUUUCACAACCCGAGUGAAACAUACCGUUAUUUCGACCUUCCAUUCUGUUUCCCAGCACAUAUGAAAGAGAAAAAGGAGGCUCUUGGCGAGGUACUUAAUGGGGAUCGGCUAGUUAGUGCCCCAUACCAGCUUGAUUUCCUUCGUGAGAAGGACUCGGAAGUUGUUUGCAAGAAAAGGCUUUCAAAGGAAGAAGUGGGUCAGUUUAGAGCUGCUGUUAAGAAAGAUUACUACUUCCAGAUGUAUUAUGAUGAUUUACCCAUCUGGGGUUUCAUAGGCAAGGUUGAUAAGGAAGGCAAAGACCCCAGUGACUUUAAGUAUUACCUUUUCAAGCACAUUCACUUUGAUAUCUUCUACAACAAGGACCGGGUGAUCGAAAUUAAUGUCCGAACUGAUCCAAAUGCUCUUGUGGAUGUCACUGAGGACAAAGAAGUCGAUGUUGAAUUUUUAUAUACCGUCAAGUGGAAGGAUACCAACACUCCUUUCGAUAAGAGGAUGGACAAGUACUCUCAGUCUUCUUCAUUGCCUCACCAUUUGGAGAUCCAUUGGUUCUCAAUCAUCAACUCAUGUGUGACAGUUCUACUUCUUACUGGCUUUUUGGCUACAAUUCUCAUGCGAGUGCUGAAGAAUGAUUUUGUCAAGUAUGCCCAUGAUGAAGAAUCUGCUGAAGACCAGGAAGAGACAGGCUGGAAGUAUAUUCACGGAGAUGUGUUUAGAUAUCCAAAAUACAAGUCCCUAUUUGCAGCAUCCCUUGGUUCUGGAACACAAUUAUUCACUCUGACUGUGUUCAUCUUCAUACUUGCAUUGGUUGGGGUGUUUUACCCAUACAACCGGGGUGCCUUGUUCACUGCAUUGGUUGUCAUCUAUGCUCUAACAUCAGGAAUUGCUGGAUACACUGCCACUUCCUUUUACUGUCAGCUUGAAGGAACUAACUGGGUUAGGAAUCUGUUGUUGACUGGGUGCCUCUUCUGCGGGCCACUUUUCCUCACCUUCUGCUUCCUUAACACUGUUGCGAUUGUCUACACUGCCACUGCUGCACUUCCUUUUGGAACGAUUGUUGUGAUAGUUCUCAUAUGGACACUCGUGACUUCUCCUUUGCUUGUUUUGGGUGGAAUUGCUGGCAAAAACAGCAAGGCUGAGUUCCAAGCUCCUUGCCGUACUACUAAAUACCCCAGGGAGAUUCCACCGUUGCCAUGGUACAGGGGAGCCAUUCCGCAGAUGGCAAUGGCUGGAUUUCUGCCAUUCAGUGCUAUCUACAUCGAGCUCUACUAUAUCUUUGCCAGUGUCUGGGGUCACAGGAUUUAUACCAUCUACAGCAUCCUGUUCAUCGUCUUCAUUAUUCUCCUGAUUGUCACUGCUUUCAUUACUGUGGCAUUGACCUACUUCCAACUUGCUGCUGAGGAUCAUGAAUGGUGGUGGAGGUCGUUUCUAUGUGGUGGUUCAACUGGGCUAUUCAUCUAUGCCUACUGCCUCUACUACUACUAUGCACGCUCCGACAUGUCUGGCUUCAUGCAAACAUCGUUCUUCUUUGGUUACAUGGCUUGCAUCUGCUAUGGUUUCUUCCUCAUGCUUGGAACUGUAGGAUUCCGUGCUGCCCUACUUUUCGUCCGUCACAUCUACCGAUCCAUCAAGUGCGAGUAG